GACGAGAGCUCCCCUGUCGUAGCUUCUGAGGAUGAAAAACACGAGCAGGAAAAAUGAGUUGAGGCGCCAUUGUCUGGCACAGGAUACCCAACCAAAGCAUUGAAGUGACGGCCAAAAUCCCUCAGCAUGGUCGCUCCACCACCUCGAUGCUGAGCACCCGCGCCGCCGCCGGCGCUCGCGCCACGACCCUCACCAUCGACGGGCUAUGGCACUGUCUGUGCCCCUCAGUCGACCCGGCAGCUCUCGUCAGGGCUCUGGCGGCACCCUGCGCCUUAACCCCGGCCAGACCACGCCCGCUGCAGCCCAGUCGCUGUCAACGUCGACUCUACUCCUCGGCGACCCCGACGCCCUCUCCCGACCCCGCGCACGCCCGUUCGAGCCCCAACCCAUCCCCGCCGCCACCGCAAACACCACCGCCAGAGCCCGACUUCCCGAAGCUUAGCGACUUCUGGGGCCGCCACGGCCACGGCGUGGAGGACCGGGUUCAGUUCACGCUGACGCAGGCGCAGAGGAAGGUGGCGGCGGAGCGGCGCCACCUGGCGGAGCGGCGCAAGAGCCUGGAGCUGCUGCGCACGCUGCGCAACAGCCCCGACCUCGCCAACCACGCCGUCGCCUGGGCCAAGCGCCUGCGCCGCGACAUCUCGCCCAAGAACCGCUCCGGCUACCACCCGCUGGCCUUUGACAUACUCAUACGCUCGCAGGCCAACCGCCGCGGGAGCGCUGGCACCGUGCGCCACCUGCUCCGCCAGAUGCAGGACGUCGGCGUCGACCCCACCCAGGAGGUGUACGGCAGCGCUCUGCGGGCUCUCACCAUCCACCCGGACUACGAACUGCGGAAUUGGAUCCUGAAAGACAUUGAGAAGCGGGGCCUCGGCCUCAGGUUGGAGGACCACCACAGCAUCGCUAUAGGUCUUCUCCGUGACGGGCAGUACGAGCUUGCGCUGGACAAGCUGGAGUCCAUGGUCAAGACUCUGGUGCGUGUGCCGGACUGGGUCUUCGACGUCUUUACAUAUACGUUCACGGAGCUAGGCUUCUACCACGAGGUAUUCCAAAUAAUCCAGCACCGACUGGAGCGAGACGAUGGGCGCGAGCCACCCGUCAUACUGUGGUAUUAUAUCCUGGACAGCUGCUCGCGCGGGCUGCACUACGAGGGCACCAAGUUCGUGUGGAACCGGGUGGUCGAGACGAACCAGCUGAACCCGCCCGACGGCGUGGUGCUCAACGUGCUCAACACGGCGUCCGGGGCGGGCGACACGGCGCUCGCGACGCAGUCGAUCCGGCUCCUGGCCGCGCGCGGGACCAAGCUGGGCCUGCACCACUACGAGCCCCUGAUCGAGUGCUACUCCGGGUCGGACGAGUUCGAGAACGCGCUGCGGGUGCUUUGCAUCAUGGCCCAGGCCGGCAUGGAGCCCGACUCGGGCAGCACGCGGUCCAUGUUCCAGCUCCUGCAGCGGCUCGAGCGCGAGACGGUGGUGCACGGCAUGCCGCGGCUGCUCUUCCGCGCCAAGGAGCGCAAGGAGAAGGUGCCCGUGGCGGCCGUCAACGUGGUCAUGGAAGGCAUGCUCCACCACGGCGCGCGGCGCGAGGCCAUCGACCUGUACAAGGGCAUGCGCCGCGUCUCGCCCUCGGGGCCCAACCUGGCCACGUUCGACAUGAUGCUUCGCAUGCACGAGCCCGACCCGCGGCUCGCGGCCUUUUUGGCCGCCGAGAUGGCGGCCCUGGCCAUCAAGCCCGGGAGGGAGACGUACGACCACAUGGUGCGCGUCUACGCCGAAAAGGGCAGCCUCGAGACGGCCCUCCGCUACCUCGACGAGAUGGGCAACGCCUUCUCGCGCGACCUCCGCCGCCGCGGCUGGCUGACCCCCUCGACCGCCGUGACGCUGCUGCGCCGCUGCAUCGCCGAGGAGCACGCCGCCACCUGGGCCAUCAUCGAGGAGUGCGAGGCCCGCGGCCAGACCAUCGCAAACACGGCCCGCAAGAUGCUCUGGGAGAAGUCCCGGGCCGACGGCGGCGCCAGCUCCUGGGGGCCGCCGCCGAAGCGAAAACAGCAGCAGCAGGAGCAGUGGCCCGCCAGGGACUGGGUGGGCGGCAGUGGCGCCGCCGAGGCUGCGAGCGGCACGGGCCAGGCCGAGGAGAGCACCGCCCAGAAGGUGGGGGGUGAUGCCGCCCAGGCCGAGAGCAGUACCGGCUCUAGGGACACGGCCGGCACCGCGGAGGACUUCUUCGGCCCGGUGGACCCUUCUCCCGGGAACGGUACCGCCAGCGCCGAGGCGGCCUCGCCCGCCACAGACGGUGAUGCCAGCGGUGAAAACGGACCUAGGGGCCAGGACAGCUAGGUAGCGAGUUGGGUAUAUGCGGAGAUGUAUCUGUUGGGGUAAUAUGUCGUCUGGCGCUUGCUAGGCUCACCAAGAUGUAUUAUCCACACAUCUUUCUCCGCCUGGCCGUUUCGUCAAAUAAACAAGCAAGCUCUCCCCGGUUGUGGCCUUUUACUCAACCGACAUGCCGAGCUCGAGUAACAAAGUGGCCCGCACCCCUCGCGCAAGGGGCGGGGAAUGUGGACGGGAGUGAGCCCCAUCCUGUUCCAUCUAGCCCAGGUAUAUCUAUAUCUAGGCCCAAGGCGGACACCCAACAUAAAAAAAAACAUAGGUUGUAC
Messenger RNA from Gaeumannomyces tritici R3-111a-1, 2653 nucleotides. Its product is annotated as pentatricopeptide repeat protein. Bases 147 to 2336 code for a protein of 729 amino acids. NCBI's taxonomy places the organism in Eukaryota, Fungi, Ascomycota, Sordariomycetes, Magnaporthales, Magnaporthaceae. The transcript has 2 exons. Gene Ontology annotation, molecular function: protein binding. The record is from RefSeq and is a predicted model, not a curated record.